AUGAUUUCUGUCCUGUUUCUGCUGAUUGCUUUGGUGGAGGCAGAAAACCCGAAAUACGCGUUUGUAACCAUGUAUUACACGGGUGGAAAGCUGAGCCGAUCUGAUUUGAUUGCAAUUCGCACCAUGUAUCAGUCGUUUUUGUCCAUGAAGUCAGAAGCUGAUUUUGUGGUGUACACGGGGCAGGACACUCCGAGUUCCGAGAUAAAGGUAUUUCAGAAGGACGGAAUGAAGGUGUCCGUCAUUAAUGUGACAAAUGCAUACAAGCAGCGAGCGAUUCCUGUGGAUCUGCAAAAGACCCGCAAUCUGCUGCACUUCUGGGACAUUAAGGAAUACGAGCGUGUGAUAUUCGUCGACCCCUACACAAUCUUCGCCCACAACUUCGACGGCCUCUUCAAAUGCUCCUACCUGUGCCUUAAGGACGAGCAGCCUCUCAUGUACUCGAACGACAUGAUCGUGCUGACGCCUGGCCACCAGCCGACGCGCGAAAUCUUCGCGAACAGCCUCGAAACGCGCGCCACUAUCGACCAAUACACCAAAUUCAAUCACUACGGGUACUACUCGACCGAGCUGUACGAGCAGAGCCAAGCGGCGCCGCUCUUCGAACUCGGCGAUGCCGAGGACUCCUCCCAAAACCUCCGUCGCUUCUACAAUUACAUGAACUUCGCCUCGCUCAUGUGGUACGAGAAAUUCAACUGGGACUUGUACAGCUGCUCGGGCAUUGCCGACAAGCGCCUCCCGGUGUACUCGAUCAAUUUCCGGUACUCGCUGGGUCACCGCGAUUAUUUCCUUCCCACGUUUUGGGAAGACUAUCAUUUUGUUUUUGUUUUAAACGAAAUUUGGUAUCAAUGGCGACGCACACUCCACGAAUCCUUCGCCUUCUACUACCUCGCCCUCGCAGCCCUCCUCCUCCUCCUUUUCUUCGCCGCCAGCUGGAUUUGCCGCGCUUUUUCAAACGCUUUUGCCGCGGUUUUCACCAAACUCGACCCCCUCUUCAAACGCUUCCACUGCGAAACCGCCGCCUGGAAACUCAUCACCGCGGGGAUCCUCGCGGUCUGGUACCUCGCGGGGUUCUGGCUGGUGCCCUAUUGGCUGCCGCCUCCCGCGGGAUUUUUCUUUUUCUUCGCGGUGGUGGCGGAAUUGAGCGGGAUCUCGGUCGUGGCGCUGAAUCGGGCGACGACGAUGCUGAUCGGGGAGAAGCGAAGCACGACGGUGCAGCUGGAGAUUUUGAUCGGAGCGACGGGAGUGUUGGCAAGUAAGAUGAUGAUGAUGGUGAUGGUGAUGAUGGGUAGGUUCGUGCAUGUUUUCGUUCGGGAAGAUGAUACCGAUUGUACUGCGAUUGGUGAUGCUGGUAGUUCAUUUCUUUGUGUUGUUGUAUUGCGUGUAUUCGCAGAUCAGUCCGCUUUGCUGGAAGUCGAAGGUGAUGUAUGCCACGCUGCCAGAAUAAGUUUAUUUGUUUCUUGUUUGUUGGAACUAGCGAUCUGGUAUGGAGGAAACGAAGAAAAGACCCACCGUUUUGCUGGGAAUUACGGGAAGUGUCGCAACUGUCAAAGUGGGGAUUCUGUCGAUUGA
Molecule: messenger RNA, 1569 nt
Organism: Blastocystis hominis
Lineage: Eukaryota; Bigyra; Opalinata; Blastocystidae
Exons: 3
Coding region: 1-1569 (522 amino acids)
Molecular function (GO): glycosyltransferase activity
Source: RefSeq, a predicted model, not a curated record